UCCUGGGAUUUGUAGUCUAUUUGAUGGACAGCUACCGUUUCUGUUAACGACGCAGGCGCCGCUCAAAAACUACAUCGCCGCCAUGUGCAUAAGGUCGAGCACCGCUUGCAUCAGCGUGGGGACGGCACUCACUGGCAAACUUUCUAACAGCAGCUGCUUGUCUUGUUUUAAAGUGCAAAUACUGCCAUUAUCAAAGCCAGCUGAAACAUAGCGAAGUCGCUGCCAACGGCCAGAUGAAGCUCUUCGUAAGUGAAGGCAACCCGCAUUGCCUGAAGGUGUUAGCUGCUUUAGAAGUAUGCGGAGUUCACUGUGACGUUCAGUAUGUCAACCACGAAGAAAAAGUGGUGCCCUUCCUUAGCCGUCCAGCCUUACCAGCCCUGCUCCUGCCUAGUGGGCAGCACCUUUUCAGCUCCAAUGCCAUCUGCCGCUACCUGUUUGAGGUUAAUGGACAAGACUCCAGUGAACUUUGCAAUCAGUGGCUUGAAUGGGAGGCCACAGAACUUCAGCCUGCGCUGCUAGAGGCCCUCCACAUCACAGUGGUGCAAGGAAAAGGAUCAGAGGUGCCCAAAGUCCUUCAGGGGCCCCUAAACUACUUGGACCAAAGCUUGAGCAAGGGGAACACGCCAUAUUUAACCGGGAAAGCCGUUUCAGUCGCCGAUGUUGUUUUGUGGGCUGCGCUGUACCCUAUUUUAUCUGAUUCUUCACUAGCAUUGGGUGAAUGUAAGUGUGUGAAGACUUGGUUUGACCGUGGGGCUGUUAUGCACAGUUUCCAGUCUGCUGCUCAGAAAGUGCUGCAGGGAAAAGGCCUGCAGGGCAUGAAGAGCUUCAUGCAGAGGCAGCCUGCCCCUCGGAGCAGCCAGUGCAGAGACACUCAGCAAUGCAACAGCAACCCUGCUGAGGGUGAUGAAGGUGAGCGUGUGGUUUCAGAAGCAGAGAUGGAGGCAGCUGCUCUCACCUGGAGUAAAGGUUUGAACACCAACCCAUCGACUAUAGACAGACAGCACCCUAUUUUACCACAAGAGGGCAAGCGAAACCUGCUCGUGACCAGCGCCCUGCCUUACGUCAACAAUGUUCCCCACCUGGGCAACAUCAUUGGCUGCGUCCUCAGCGCUGAUGUCUUCAGCAGGUACGGCCGUCUGCGAGACUGGAACAUGCUGUUUGUGUGUGGCACAGAUGAGUACGGCACAGCAACAGAGAAUAAGGCCAGAGAGGAGGGUCUAACACCGCAGCAGAUCUGCGACAAGUAUCACGCCAUUCACUCCAGCAUCUACAAGUGGUUCCAGAUUGACUUCGAUUAUUUUGGCAGAACCACCACUGAGAAGCAGACAGAGAUAGCCCAGGAUAUUUUCUGGCGACUCCACAAGCAUGACUUUCUCGUGGAAGACACAGUGGAGCAGCUCCGUUGUGAAAGCUGUCAGCGCUUCCUUGCCGACCGCUUUGUAGAAGGCAUCUGUCCCCACUGCACCUACCCAGAAGCUCGUGGUGACCAGUGUGACAAGUGUGGGCGCCUCAUCAAUGCUGUGGAGCUCAGGGAACCCCAGUGUAAGGUCUGCAGGCAGACUCCAGUCAUCCGCUCCUCCAAACAUCUUUUCCUGGACCUGCCAAAGCUUGAAACUCAGUUGGAGCAGUGGCUGGACAAGUCAACCAGCACAGGAGACUGGACAGCAAAUGCAAAACAGAUCACUCGGUCCUGGCUGAGAGAUGGACUCAAACCUCGCUGCAUCACCAGGGACCUGAAGUGGGGAACACCAGUACCUCAUCCUGACUUUAAAGAGAAGGUGUUCUAUGUGUGGUUUGACGCCCCCAUCGGUUAUCUGUCCAUCACCGCCAACUACACCGACAAAUGGGAAAAGUGGUGGAAGAAUCCUGAUCAGGUGGAGCUGUACAACUUCAUGGCCAAAGACAAUGUGCCAUUUCACAGUGUGGUGUUUCCCUGCUCCCUACUGGGAGCUCAGGACAACUACACUCUGGUCGGCCACCUCGUUGCCACUGAGUAUCUGAAUUACGAGGACACCAAGUUCUCCAAGAGCCGAGGCGUGGGUGUGUUCGGAGACAUGGCCAAGGACACGAACAUCCCUUCUGAUGUGUGGCGGUUCUACCUCCUUUACGUGCGUCCAGAAGGACAGGAUUCAGCCUUCUCCUGGGCUGACAUGGCUACCAAGAACAACUCUGAGCUACUUAACAACUUGGGCAACUUUAUCAACAGAGCUGGCAUGUUUGUCACCAAGUUCUUUGACGGCUGUGUGCCUGUGAUGGAGCUACAGCAGGAAGAUAAGAAGCUGCUGGCUCUGGUGGGCUGGGAGCUGCAGCAGUACAUCCAGCUUAUGGAUAAAGUCAAAAUCCGAGAUGCUCUGAAACACAUCCUCAACAUCUCUCGUCAUGGCAACCAGUACAUUCAGGUCAAUGAGCCCUGGAAGAAGAUCAAGGGAGAAGACGCAGAAAGGCUACGUGCGGGCACAGUGACGGGUGUGUCUGUGAACAUCGCCUGCUUGCUGUCUGUGAUGCUGUUCCCAUAUAUGCCUACGGUCAGCCAAACCAUCAGGGAUCAACUCAACGCACCUCUGUCUAUCAUCAGUACCAUGUUGCAAGGCAAUGGCACCUUUGUAUGUGCCUUGAGUGCCGGCCAUCGUGUUGGCACCGUCAGUCCACUGUUCCAGAAACUGGAGAUGGACCAGAUUGAGGCUUUGAAGAAGAGAUUUGGUGGACAGCAGACGACAGCUCAAAAGGCUGCCAGCACUCAGUCUGCUGCUGUGCCAGCUCCUGCUACUGCUGCUGCUGCUGCUGAGGUUGCGCCGGUGAACGGAGUGGACCCAGAAAAAGCUAAGCAGCUCACACAGGCUGUGGCUGAACAGGGGGACAAGGUGCGAGCGCUCAAAACCCAGAAGGCAGACAAGGCUGUGAUUACAGCGGAGGUGACCAAACUGUUGGACCUGAAGAAACAGCUGGCUCUAGCUGAGGGGAAGAGCCCUGAGCCUGCACCUCAGAAGGGCAAGAAGAAGUGAGACAUGAAAAAAUGAAAGCAAAAACAACGGAGGUUAGUCAGAGGAAGGGAAGAGUAGAAUGGUUUGAGGUAUGAUAGUAGAGAAUGGGAACAAGAUGUACACUAAGAGAGAUGAGGGUAUUAGCUUAAGGCAAAGCCGUGACAGGAUCUAAGACAAUGUGGUGUUGGCACUGAGGACUAAUGAAAUGCUGGAUAGGCCGACGGGGAAACGAAAACACACAAAAAGGGAGUCAAAUGAAUACAGCUACAGAAUGGAGGGAUUUCUCCAAAUCCCUACACCAAAAGAAACUGAUUUUAUACUCUCCCUGUGAUAAAGUCAGCAUACGAUAUUAGCUUUGGAAGGUGUGUUGCGCAUUUAAAGAUGUUUUUUAUAUCCUCUGAAAUGUUGUUUUUGCCAUUUGCUACAAAUACCCCUUUUGGAUCCAGAAAAUUAAUUUAACUUAUGCUUAAAAAAAAAAAAAAAAAAAAAAAGGGUGUCUGCACUCUUCCCCUUUCUCAAUUACCUCUGAUUUACACCAUUUUCUACACAAGAAAAAAAAAAAUCAUUCAUACAGUACAGUUAAAAAGGAAAACCAAUAAACAUUACGUGACACAAAAA
This is a messenger RNA of Acanthopagrus latus (yellowfin seabream), 3599 nucleotides long. It is a transcript of the gene mars1, whose product is annotated as methionyl-tRNA synthetase 1. Lineage: Eukaryota; Metazoa; Chordata; Actinopteri; Spariformes; Sparidae. The record is from RefSeq and is a predicted model, not a curated record. Gene Ontology annotation, cellular component: aminoacyl-tRNA synthetase multienzyme complex; cytosol. The coding region runs from base 234 to 3002 and encodes 922 amino acids. The transcript has 21 exons. Gene Ontology annotation, biological process: methionyl-tRNA aminoacylation. Gene Ontology annotation, molecular function: methionine-tRNA ligase activity; ATP binding.